AUGUGGACGUGUAUCACGGACUUCUUCACCUACGAGACCACCAAGUCGGUGGUGGUGAAGAGCUGGACCAUCGGGAUCAUCAACCGUGUCGUACAGCUCCUCAUCAUCACCUACUUCAUCGGGUGGGUGUUUGUGUAUGAGAAGGCGUACCAGAUCAGAGACACAGCUAUAGAGUCGUCUGUCAUGACCAAAGUCAAAGGCUUUGGACUGUACAACAACCGAGUCAUGGACGUAGCUGAGUACGUCACCCCCUCUCAGGGGGCUUCUGUGUUCUGCAUCAUCACCAAACUCAUCAUCACAGAGAACCAGGUGCAGGGAUACUGUCCCGAAAGUGAGAUGAAAUACAAGUGUACGCACGACAACAACUGCACUAAGUUCCUCAACAAGCCUGGGGGAAAUGGUCUUCCGACGGGCAGGUGUGUACGUUUCAGCGACACCCUUAACACCUGUGAGAUCAGAGGCUGGUGCCAGGCGGAGAUCGAUUACAUCAAGACGCAUCCUAUGAUGGAGGUGGAGAACUUCACCAUCUUCAUCAAGAACAGCAUUCGUUUCCCCCUCUUCAACUUCACCAAGGGUAACUUCCUGCCCACUAUCACCCCUCAGUACAUCAAGGCGUGUAACUUUGACCAUGAGAACAACACCUACUGCCCCAUCUUCAGGGUGGGAGACGUCAUCCGCUAUGCACACCAGAACUUCACCACGCUGGCACAGAAGGGAGGGGUGAUAGGUAUAAAGAUCGGCUGGAUGUGUGACCUAGACAAGUCAGAGGAUGAGUGUAACCCCUCCUAUUCCUUCACCCGGCUGGACGCCAUGUCGGAGAAGAACAGCGUCUCCCCCGGGUACAACUUCAGGUAUGCUAAGUACUACAAGAUGGACAACGGGACAGAUUACCGUACUCUGCUCAAGGCCUAUGCCAUCAGGUUUGAUGUGCUGGUCAAUGGAAAUGCAGGGAAGUUUAACAUGAUCCCAACUCUGAUCAACAUGGUAGCUGCCUUUACGUCAGUUGGAGUGGGCACCGUGCUUUGUGACAUUAUACUCUUGAACUUCCUGAAGGGAGCAGAGCAAUACAAGGCCAAGAAGUUUGAGGAGGUAUCAGACACGCAGAUCAAGAACUCCUUAUCCAGCAAUGGGCUGUAUCGGAGUAGGGAGUUCAUUGGAGUAGAGAAGCAGUCAAACGACUCAGGGGCCUUUUCCAUUGGGCAAUACGGCUAA
This is a messenger RNA of Salvelinus namaycush (lake trout), 1212 nucleotides long. RefSeq names its product P2X purinoceptor 3-like. The record is from RefSeq and is a predicted model, not a curated record. NCBI's taxonomy places the organism in Eukaryota, Metazoa, Chordata, Actinopteri, Salmoniformes, Salmonidae. Gene Ontology annotation, biological process: response to ATP; monoatomic cation transmembrane transport. Bases 1 to 1212 code for a protein of 403 amino acids. The transcript is spliced from 12 exons. Gene Ontology annotation, molecular function: extracellularly ATP-gated monoatomic cation channel activity; purinergic nucleotide receptor activity; ATP binding. Gene Ontology annotation, cellular component: nuclear inner membrane; plasma membrane.